GAAAGUUGUAAACAAGGUUGUUGUCACGAAAUAAAAGAUUGAGUAUCGACAACUAAAAAGCUUUUUAUGCAGUACUCAGCAAGGUCCACGACGCUGCCAAGCAAACGGCUAAAAUGGGUAAGGUUGAGAUACCUAUAUUUUUUUUAUAGAAAAGGAAAAAAAUAUUGGGGAAAAUAAUCGAACAUUUUUUUUUCUUCCAAAAUAAAUAUUUCUGGAAAUUCUUUUUAAAAGUAACGACAAAUUUACGCGUUUAUUCUCAACACAGCAAAACUUUUACUCUUGUGUUAUUUAUGUUAAUUUAUUAUUGAUCUUCAGAGCUAGGUCUGCACUAUAACGGGUAGGUUUUUAUGCUGACAUGAAAAAUUAUGCCGUAUAGUGUAAUGAACAGUAUCGGCACAGAACAAAAAAUAUCGAACAGGAGGGUUGUUCACUUAUUCCCAAUCCUCACUUACAUGGAUGUUCCUUCCUCUUCUUAUUUUCUUCCACCUAUAUCCGGAUAAAGGACAUUAAUAAUUAUAUAGUGCUUAUAAUAAUAAUAACGGUAAUGAUGAUGAUGAUGAUGAUGACUGAUGACUGAUGAAAAGGAUAACGAUAAAGACAAGGAUAAGGAUAAGGUUAACAAUAAAAAUAACGACAAAGAUAACGGUAACGACAAAGAUAACGAUAGUGAUGAUGAUGAUGAUGAUGAUGAUGAUGAUGAUGAUGAUGAAACAUUAUUAGUAGCAUCAUCAUUGUUACAGAAAAUCUGAAAAGUUAAUGAACACUUUGAGUGCCGGUGUAAAUGCAACCAGUUCCAGGCUACUGUACCAGUGUACUAAAUUUGUAGCAAGACUCUGCACUGAAAAAUACGGUCCUUAUUAUUCUGUGGCGUAGACUGAAAAUAACCCCCUUUUAUUAUUAUUAUUAUUAUUAUUAUUAUUAUUAUUAUGGCAGUACAAACGUCUGGAUGCCCAGAGUAAAAAAUAAAGGCUUUGGCUGGGCGGCAAAGUGUAACCAGCCGCAGCAUCAACUAAAAUUUAUGGUAACAAUUACACGAUAAUUUGCGCAAAAAGAAAAAAAAACUGGGUAAAAAUGAUUUGAUAAGAGUGUCAUAAAAGUUAAGUAAAUAAAUAAAUAAAAACCUAAAAGCUUUAUGGACGUCUUAAUUACAAAAUGAAAAUGUUCGUAAGUUGAAACCCAUCGUUCAUAUAGCUGUCCAUUUAAUUAUGGGAACGACUAAGGUGUGUAAAUAAAAUUUCGAUAAUGUACAAAAUUAAGUAUCUGUUAAAAUAGGUGUCCAAAAUUCCUGUAGAUAACUAAGCGCUCAGCUUGAACAUUCUAGCAAUGUGUAAUGAACCAGACAGGAUUGCCUUUUGCAUUUGGCGCCUAAUUGAUUCACACUUGUCUCCUACAAGCUCUUUAAUAUUUUUCUCAACCUCUUUUGAACAGUCCUCAAAGACAUCCAUGAUGAUGUUAUACUGAUUGACCUUGUACUCAGGACAUCGGUUCGUUAGCUUUAGUCUUAGUUGACUGUACUUCGCUGUCUUCUCGGAAUCUUUAGACUCUCUAUUUUCCAGCUAUGGACAGCUCAUUUCAAUCACUCUGACUUGCUUGUGCUGCUCUUGUCAAUGACCGUGGCGUCGAUUCUAUUAGGUUUUACUUGAGUUGUGUCAGCGAAUAAUGGCACGUCCCAGAAGGCGGUCGCAUGCUCAUUCUCAUACAGCGGCUUGGGUGUGACUUGUGAGAAUUAUUAUUAUUAUUAUUAUUAUUAUUAUUAGAAAUGGACACCGAUGUUAACCAAGGGUCAGAAGUCCAGAUCAGUGGCGGUUAUAAGAUCACAGGUGGUACCCCAACAUUUCACCCAGCUCGGAUUGAACACUCGUGUUUGAUGACAUCCGAAAAUAAGUGGGAAAUCCAGGUGAAAUGUCGCCCCUUACUGCAUGACAUCCAAGAAGAGCCCAACCAAAGAAACAACUGGAGAAGCCUGAUGUUGUUCUACCCCGACGCUAAAGUGCAAUUGAUACACAAUGACAUUGAAGUCACACUGCCAUCUCUGCAGGAGGAUGUCGAGAUCGCUGCGUUCGGAAGACCAGGAAAAGAUGACAAGAAAAGAAUGCAAAUGGCGAUCUUUGCUAAACGACCAAAACAAGGAAGAGACUGGCAGAUUUGGGUUUAUCUUGUAGAUGAUACAAACCCAGCUUGUAAGGUAUUUUUGCUCUUGCAAUUUGUCUAUUUUUAAUAUAUACUAAUGAGCAUAUAAACUAUGUACUACGUACGCGCCAAUAAAAACAUGCACCAGUCACAAGUCCUAACGGUAGCUUACUCCGUUGAAAUUUUUGCUUAUUUAACCUUCAAAGCCAAGAAGGAAGAUUGCAAGGACUUUAUUUGUAAGCUGUAAAUUUAUCAGUACACUUAAGAGAUGGAAGCCACCUAAAGUAAAUAAGAUUUUGAACGUUUUGAUUUGCAAAAAUAGCAUUUUCCAUUUUCCAAAAAACGUAUCCAGAGGGGGCCUUUUUAAAACUUAGCAUUGGGAUCGCUGAUUUUGCUUUUAUGCUUCUUUCUUUCUAUAUAGUCACUCUUUAUUUCUUGUUGUUUUCUCUUUUUGUAUUUGUUUGUUUGUUUGUUUUUUGGGGGAGGGGGGGGGGGGGGGUGAGGGGUUGUUUUGAUUCUUAACCUUUCCUUUUCAUGCCAGAGAGGUUAUCGGUAUAAUUGGACACAAAUAACAGAAUUAAAACCUCUUCAUGCACUUUUUCCCCUUUUACCCAUGGGUGCAACUUUCAAUAAGUUUGUAUUCAAAAGUACUAGAGAUUUAAAUUCGCAAAAUAUGGCUGCCAACACUUGGGUUACCAUGCUAUAAACUUCAGUUUGGACGAACACGUCCGUUUAAGACUUAAAAGUAUUUCCAGAUGUAUUUCUUGAAAGUCGUUAAGUUUUUGGCGAUCAUACCUUAAAAGGACUUCAGGUUAUUGAACUUCAAAGUUUUGGAGUAACGCAAACUUACUAACUUUUCUCAUGCUUCAUGUCUUCCAGAAUUCUUCAGGGACUUUAGAUAUAGACCUAUUCGGCUAACUCAAUGUUGUACCCAAUUCAAAUCUCCCGGGGUUAAGAUUCAUUGUGUAUUGUAUUUGCAUCAUAAUGUGGCAUUCUCAUUUAAAUGUAUGGAAAUUCCUGAAACAAAAAGUUUUAUUCCCAAAGGGUUUGAAUUGGGUACAACAUUGAGUUAGCCGAAUAGGUCUAUUACGCCGCUUAGCGAAAAGAAAUCGUGCUAGUGUGCGCAACUGCUCAGUCACUUGCUCCUGUCUUAGAAUGCUAACCGUCGUAAAACAUCUCUUGUAAUAACUCGAUUUUGCUCUCCAAGGGGUUUUUAUUUACAACAGUUAUAAUUUUUCGUCCGUUUAAUGUAAACAGAAAAUUUGCCAGAAAGGAGACCAGAGUGGACAAAGGCUUCUGACACCUCUUUCUGGAAUAUUUGUGUCUAACAGCAAUGAAGACAUCAAAAUUGAGCUCAAUUCAUUGGGAGAUGGAUGGAAGGUCAAAGGAAGCAAUGUGAAGGUACAAAUGGAAAAUUUUAACGAAGCUUUUUCUUAAGAAAAAGUUAAUGAUCGAUAACGUUGCAUAUCAUGAGUGAAAUAAGUGACUCUGGUCGUAUUUUUCUGCCUUUUAGCAGACUUCUCGGGGCUUUCCCAUUUCUCAUGCAGUCGCCGGUUGAAACACGAUCUACUCCUCUCAAAUCCCCUUCUUUUAAAUCUCUCCAGUAACUCCUCCCUAGCUCUUCAUCUUUUAUUCUAUAGUUAAUGUGCUUAAAAUACCGACCAUCUAUUCAAAUCGCAUUUAAACUAGACAAUUUCUUCCUAACGGUCUUACUGGCGAUAUAAAAGGAAAGAUGCAUUUGUACUACCGCAGAGAAAAAACCUUGCAAGAGUUUGUUAGAAUGAUCACGGACCAUCUAUUUCUUCUUAAAAGACAGUCGAGAGCGUGAAUGAAAAUAAAAACCGCGAUAUAUAAAUAUUGAUCCCAAGUGCAAGGAGCUGAGGUAACAAAGGGAAAACGUCUUUGAACAAGCUAUGCCAGCGUAGAAAUUGCCUUUAUACACUAAUAACCUCAGUGAACAUAUCUAUCAGUUCUUAACCUUUCACUUUUCUUGCAGACCAUCAAGUCAAGAGAUGCAUGGAAUUCAACAGAAAGCUCUACUGACCUUCCACGUUGCUAUUUCGAUAUAUGUCACGUUAACAACGCGAAUAAUUCAUUCUUCUGUGAAAUCAAAACCUCCCAUGAAGGUGACUCUGCACACGCGGAAGUUGUGGCAUAUUUUGAGCGAGUAAGUUUUAAGUAGUCCGUAAGGGAUAACUCAGGUGACCACCAAGGAAAUGAAAAAAAGUUGGUUGUUACUAGAGAUGGUCGCUAAGGAGAAUAAGCUCUCUUAAGCGACAUAUUCACCAUUUUCACAUAAACCAUAAUGCACCAUGUUCAACCCCCAAAGUUUUGCAUAACCGUUGUCUUGUUUUCUCUUGGGACGACUGUAAUACCUAGGAGAAAUUGGAAACAAUGGUUAUGCAAAAUUCUUGGGGUAAACAAGGUGCAUUAUGGUAUACGUGAAAGUAGUCAGUUGCUUAAACAAUAGGGGACGGUCGCUUACGAGAGCUGCAGAAACCCUUCGCGUUCGUCAGAACGCAUCCUAAUCUUGGUCCUCCUGUGAUACAAAGCCACAAAAUUUUGAGGUUUCGCUGGCGACUGCCGAUUAGCAGCCCCUACUGAUUUUAUCAGGGGAAACUCGGCCGGAACCUGGACCCCUUUCGACUGGAUUUUGUCUUCGUAAGUGACGAACGCUGAUCCGUGAUCAAUGAUAACCGCCAUUAAUAGUUAACAAAGAGAAAAAAGAAAAAUAAAACAAAAGAAAUGAAUGUUUAAUGAGCGACUUUGCAUCUGAUAUAGACACGACUUAAGUAACGUCCAAUAAGCUCAGUGUUCAGUUUCCACAAAGUGUUGGUAUUCGCCGAGUGGUCGCUUGCGACAGCAUAAAAACAAAGGCAACGUCCAGUUGGGUAAUCUCGAAACUGGUCGCAAUCACUUAAGGGUGAGGUCGCUGUCAUUACAAGGCUUAAGUCACAGUUCAAACGGAGUUUUUCAAAGGUAGUCGUAAUUAGGACUGGUCGCUUACGAGAGUAGUGGUGAAAAGGAAACCUUCGACUGUAUUUGGGAAAACCAGGAUUUGUUUUUUUUCUUUAACAAGAACUUCUUAUUCCUUCAUUCUGUAGGAAACAGGUCUGGAACUCGUUCAGUCUUCUGCAGAUGUCGACAAACUGGGUAAUUCUUGCAACUUCUUUUCAAAAGGUAAGAUCAUAGUGAUUUCAAAAUUAUUAAUAAGUUAUGUACGCUUUCUAUAAACAAACUUUUUGUUCUGUUUUGUUUUGUCUUAACUCUUCCAUGUGUUUUAUUUUUCAGAAAUAGACACCUCAAUUCCAUUGUUUCUUUUUUUUCUUUCUUUGCUCUACGAUCCUCCGGCAUCUCCCCCAACUUUCCCUGCAGGUAUGUUUAAAGCACUUUAAGAUAAACAGAUAAAAAAGAUUUUUGUCACGGCCGUCAAGUUCAUUGAGUUAACACAAUGCCUAUAUAUAACACGUCUUUACUUGCUAAGGAACGUGAAAAGUAAAACAUUUACUUCCGUGUCGAAGACAAAAUCACAACUUUGUAACAAACAUCUCCCCAAAGCGUUAUAUCAAACGUUACAAACAGCAAGAAUGAAAUAUGAAACACUGUUCGCUAACAAGUUUUAAAAAAUGGCCUUCUUUUGUAAGUACUGUCUUGCUGUUUGAAUUUUGAUAAAUUUCAUGAAACAGUUCCUUUAAUUUUUUUACCUUGCUCACAGGGGCUGGUCCAUUCUAAGCUACUUGCCAUGAAUAAAGGAUUUGAAAGACCCGAAAGGAAACAAUACUCUGAUUCCCUGACAAAUUUCGCGAGUUUGCGAGGCGCGCAUUUCUUGUCAAGUAUACAGUACUAUUUUAGGUCUGAGAUACGAUCAGCCUAAAUAGCUUUUUUCGUGUUUCUGGUUAGAAUUAAACCAAAUGUGAACUUAACUUAAGGUACUGUGAUCAGAUCCUAAUUUCUUGAAUUUGUUCAACAGAAAUAACUGCAACGCGGCAAAACUUCACGACGAUGAAGUUUGUAUCAAGAGAAGCACUGUGGACGCUUGUAUUAAUUUCUUCAGGCAAAAAAAUCUUCUUUUAGUGUGCCCAACAGCAAAAGCUACACGCACCUGUUCACCUGUAUAUUAAGUUUGACUGCUUUAAGGCACAGUGAAGCAUGCUGAAAGUUGUUUUGUGACACUUUUUCAACAUUUAACAUGUUUUUGAUCCGUUGGAGUUUAAAAAUAAUAAUUAAAAAAAGAGUCGAGUUCUGAGUUAUAAUUCAAAUGGUCCUUGGUGUAAGUGGAACUGGCUAGCUGCAAGUUGUUGCAAAAGAUCUGAGGUGCAAAAUUACCACUGCGCGGUAAGCUCAGUUGGAUAAGCGCCGGUCUGCCGGUCUUCUCCAUAACUGUGGAGAAAGUGCUGCCUUUGUAAAGACAUCUGCAAAUGGUUAGGCUUUCUAGUCUUCUCGGAUAAGGGAGAUAAACCGUAGGCCCCGUCUCAGAACCCUUGCAUUUAUAACAUGUAUAAAUUCUGUGGGAC
Molecule: messenger RNA, 6644 nt
Organism: Porites lobata
Lineage: Eukaryota; Metazoa; Cnidaria; Anthozoa; Scleractinia; Poritidae
Source: the annotation of a GenBank genome assembly